AUGGCACAACCAAGCUCAAUGAAAGUAGUUGAGGUUUGCUGGGUAGCUCCCAAACCAAGCUCACCAGACUCAGCCUCCCCAGAUGAUCAGUCUCUUCCUCUGACUUUCUUUGACCUUCUCUGGCUAAGGUUUCCUCCCAUUCAACGCGUUUUCUUCUAUGAAAUAUCUUCAUUCAACACACCCCUCUUCUUCGAUUCCAUACUUCCAAAACUCAAAGCCUCACUCUCUCUCACCCUCCAGCACUUUCUGCCUCUUGCAGGAAACCUCACUUGGCCCCAAGACUCCCAAAAACCCUUUCUCAGUUAUGUCAAAGGUGAAACCCUUUCUCUUACAAUAGCUGAAUCUGAUGCUGAUUUCUACCAUCUAGUUUCAACCAACAACUUCAAUAUUGAAGCCAAAGAAUACCAUCCUCUUAUACCCCAAUUGGCAGUGUCUCACGACCAAGCCGCAGUGAUGGCGUUGCAGAUCACAAUUUUCCCCAACUGUGGUUUUUCCAUUGGAUCAGCCGUGCACCAUGCUGCCCUUGAUGGCAAAACUUCAACAUCUUUUUUGAAACUAUGGGCUCACCUGUGCAAACAUGGAGGACUGUCCUCAUCUUUGUUACCAGAGCCACCAAAACCAUGUUAUGACAAGAGGGCCGUCAAGGACCCUGCCGGCAUUGAAGCAAUCUACUUGAAGGAAUGGUUAAAUGCAGGAGGGCCCAAUAAUACAAGCUUGAUGUCUUUGGGGGUUAAAGAAUUUCCACUAGACUCAAUUCGAGGUACGUUUGAAUUCACACGAGCAAAAAUAGAAGCAUUAAGACAAUCAGUGAUGACUAUGAUGGCAAAGAAGAAACAACAAGAUCAUUCAGUGCUUCAUUUGUCAACGUUUUCUCUAACAUGCGCUUAUACAUGGGUUUGCUUAGUCAAGGCAGAGGAAAUAAAAGCGGAGAAAGUACUUUUGGUCUUUAGCGCAGACUGCAGGUCUCGCUUAGACCCUCCCCUGCCUGCAACCUAUUUUGGGAAUUGCAUCGCAGGCCGUGGGGUAGUUGCAGAAACAAAGGGCCUAUUGGGAGAAGAUGGGUUGUUUGUGGCCUUAAAUGCAAUUAGUGAAUCUAUAAAAAGUUUGGACAAGACCGUUUUGGAUGGGGCAGAGACUUGGGUUUCAAGAAUGCUCAAUGCACUGCAGACUACAGAUAGAGUUCAUUCCAUUGCUGGGUCACAUACUUUUGGGAUUUAUGAGGCAACUGAUUUUGGAUGGGGAAGACCAAUGAAGAUCGACUUCGUUUCGAUAGACAGGACAGGGGCUAUCUCCUUUUCAGAUAGCAAGAAUGGUGCUGGUGGUGUUGAGGUUGGGCUGGUUUUGAAAAAACAUUAUAUGGAGGCUUUUGCUUCUCUAUUUGCGAGAGGUCUUGAAGACCUUUGAAGCCAUCUUUGGUAUUCUGCAACAGUUGGUUUGAACAAAAGUACCUUACUUCUCUCUGUGUUUAUGAUGCAUCUUUAUUUUUCUUCUUGCAAUUGAAAUUACAGAUUCUGUAUGAAUUUCAUGAAUCACAGCUCAUGUUCAUUUGAGUAUUUCAUAUAUUCCAUUUU
This is a messenger RNA of Prunus mume (Japanese apricot), 1571 nucleotides long. RefSeq names its product phenolic glucoside malonyltransferase 1. The record is from RefSeq and is a predicted model, not a curated record. Lineage: Eukaryota; Viridiplantae; Streptophyta; Magnoliopsida; Rosales; Rosaceae.